Messenger RNA from Puccinia triticina, 1425 nucleotides. RefSeq lists its product as uncharacterized. Bases 1 to 1425 code for a protein of 474 amino acids. Gene Ontology annotation, cellular component: nucleus; cytoplasm. Gene Ontology annotation, biological process: DNA damage response. The record is from RefSeq and is a predicted model, not a curated record. Gene Ontology annotation, molecular function: phosphatase activity. Lineage: Eukaryota; Fungi; Basidiomycota; Pucciniomycetes; Pucciniales; Pucciniaceae. The transcript has 9 exons.
AUGUCCGACUUGCCCAGCUCUAAUCCCCCCCAGCGGACCCUGCUCAACUUGGGGUCUCUGCCACCCAAGCAGGCCGGGUUCGGCCAAGGCCAAUUCCCGCGUACCCCCUCUCGUGUCGAUCCCAACAAUCCACCUUGGCCGGCGUACCGAGGUUAUCAUGAGUACUCCUUUGCUCAUGCCACCAUGGGCCAGCGUUUACCCACCAUCCUGGGUAAAGCGAUCGACGAUACCGUCCAGACUCUCAAUCAAGAGACCGAAGAAGACCGUAUUGUUGACCUGGUUAGUUGCAUCGAGCGUAUGGAGAACCUCAUGGACGAUCUUCAUCAGAACGCUAAAUUACGCCCCAUAAUCGAUGACGGCGAAGGUGAUAUCUCUUUGUGGAACAAGGAGAUUGCCAGAUACUUUCGCGGGAAAGAUUUCAUGAACGCGCCCUGGUUGUUUGCCGAGGCUUACAAGUACCGCCGGUUACACGAGUGCUUCAGCAUGUCCAAGUACUGGGGCUCAUAUGAUGUAUUCUUUCGUCAAAAAUCAGACACUUUUUCAAGAUCGGGAGAUGCGGUAUUCGAAUUAUCCACCCGGUUUGCGGACCCACCCAAGAUGAUCCAAGCAGAAGGCCAAGCCAAGCAAGAGCAACUCAAAUUGUUGUUUAUGGAGUUGACUCAAGUCUGUCUUUGGGGAAACGCAACCGAUCUUUCUCUUUUGAUCAAUAUGACCGAAGAUGAUAUCAAGAAGUUACAAUCGACCGGCGGGGCUCAUCUAGCAGACAGCGAAAAGAAUAUCUUAGGCAACGAUCUCCUCAAAUUGUGGGAACAUUUCUCCCAACUUAAGGGUGGAAGAGUUGAUUUCGUCCUUGACAAUGCCGGAUUCGAGCUAUACUGCGAUUGUGUUUACGCAGACUUCCUCCUACAAUCUGGCUUGGUGAACCAAGUGAGGUUCCAUGGCAAGCGAUUUGCUUGGUUUGUUUCCGACGUGACCAGACAGGAUUGGAGCUGGCUCUUAAACUCCAUGGUGUAUGGACAUCUGUUUACUGAUAGGACUGAGGACGAACUGGCUAGUCUCAAGAGACUCGGGGACAGAUGGAAGCAAUACGAGAAGGAAGGAAAAUGGAUAUAUGAGCAGCAUCCCUUUUGGUGCACAGGAUACACUUUUAUUUUCAAGGGGGACUUGAAUCAUCGCAAAUUGACUUACGAUUGCCACGCCCCCGUGGCAACUCCGUUCGACGUGGCCAUCGGGCCUUUGGCUUCCGAGGCCGGCGCCCCGCCGGUUGCCAGCCUCAGGACAAUCAAGUCAGAUGUAGUUGUAGGAAUUACCGACGCUGAUGCCUCUCGCUUAGACAAGGAAGAACCAGGCUGGAAGAUCAGUGGCAAAUAUGCCGUUGUGUUGUUGUCUGCAGGGCAGCCUGGCCAGCCCGUCCAAUUCUCAUGA